Erpetoichthys calabaricus (reedfish) is the source of this 4538-nucleotide messenger RNA. RefSeq names its product chloride channel 6 (gene clcn6). Lineage: Eukaryota; Metazoa; Chordata; Cladistia; Polypteriformes; Polypteridae. Gene Ontology annotation, molecular function: voltage-gated chloride channel activity. The coding region runs from base 66 to 2663 and encodes 865 amino acids. Gene Ontology annotation, biological process: chloride transport; transmembrane transport. Gene Ontology annotation, cellular component: lysosomal membrane; intracellular membrane-bounded organelle. The record is from RefSeq and is a predicted model, not a curated record. The transcript is spliced from 23 exons.
CCCUCGCAGCCUGAUUGUGCAUCACAUGAGAAGAGCAGAGGCGCGGUUAACUGGACAGUCUGAAGAUGGCGUGUAGCGGGGCUUGUCGGUGUUGUUGUUGCUGUUGUUGCAGAGAAGGAGAUACCCGGACGCCUGAGGAACUGACUAUUUUGGGGGAUUCAAAUGAAGAAAAUGAAAUUCUUCCAAGGAAAGAUUAUGAGAGUCUAGAUUAUGACAGGUGCAUCAAUGAUCCUUUAAUGGAAGUCCUGGAAUCUAUGGACAAUAAGAAAGCAAGAAAAUAUGAAUUUGUGAAGUGGAUUGUAGUAUUUGGCAUUGGUGUUUGCACUGGUUUGGUGGGGUUGUUUGUUGAUUUUUUUGUGCGACUCUUCACACAUCUCAAGUUCAGCAUUGUAGAAAAAUCUGUGGAGGAGUGUAGUGUGAAGGGCUGUUUGGCUCUCUCUCUUUUGGAGCUCCUUGCAUUCAAUAUGACUUUUACCUUUUUUGCUAGUGUUCUUGUGCUGAUUGAGCCAGUGGCCUGUGGAUCAGGAAUUCCAGAGAUUAAGUGUUACCUGAAUGGUGUGAAAAUACCCGGCAUCGUCAGGUUGAGGACUUUUUUGUGCAAAGCAAUUGGUGUUCUGUUUGCUGUGGCUGGAGGACUGUUUGUUGGGAAAGAAGGACCAAUGAUACACAGCGGCGCAAUUGUUGGAGCUGGUUUACCUCAGUUUCAAAGCAUAACUUUUAAGAAGAUCCAUUUUAACUUUCCUUAUUUCCGUAGUGAUAGAGACAAGAGAGAUUUUGUGUCAGCAGGAGCUGCUGCUGGUGUGGCAGCUGCCUUUGGAGCACCUAUAGGUGGGACAUUAUUUAGCCUGGAGGAGGGAUCAUCAUUCUGGAAUCAAGCUCUUACCUGGAAAGUGCUCUUCUGCUCCAUGUCAGCUACCUUUACUCUUAAUUUUUUCCGCUCAGGGAUUCAAUUCAGUAGCUGGGGCUCUUUCCAGCUUCCAGGUUUACUGAACUUUGGUGAAUUCAAGUGUUCAGAUGCUGAUAAGCAGUGUCAUCUGUGGACAGCUGUUGAUUUGGCUUUUUUUGUUGUAAUGGGUGUAUGUGGAGGCCUGCUGGGAGCCACCUUCAAUUGUUUGAACAAAAGGCUUGCCAAAUACCGCAUGAAAAAUGUCUACCCAAAGGCAAAGUUUGUCAGAAUUUUAGAGGGUCUCCUAGUGGCCAUGAUUACCACAAUAGUCAUCUUUGUGUCCUCUAUGACUUUGGGUGAGUGCCGUGAUCUGUCAAUUCCCACCAGCCAUGAGGGAAACACGUCACUACAUCAGGUUUCUGUUGAUGUGAAUUCCAGCAUCAAAACAUUUUUCUGCCCAAACAAAACCUAUAAUGAUAUGGCUACACUUUUUUUCAACCCUCAAGAAGUGGCUAUCCUUCAGCUGUUUCAUCAAGAUGGUACAUUCAGCCCAAUUUCUCUGACAAUAUUCUUUUUGCUGUAUUUCUUCUUGGCUUGCUGGACGUACGGUAUUUCUGUGCCAAGUGGUCUGUUUGUGCCUUCUUUGCUGUGUGGGGCAGCCUAUGGCCGGCUUGUAGCUAACAUCUUGAAAACUUAUAUUGGAAUGGAUCAUGUUUACUCUGGGACCUUUGCACUUGUUGGUGCAGCCUCCUUUCUGGGUGGUGUAGUGAGAAUGACCAUUAGCCUGACUGUUAUCCUGAUUGAGUCAACCAAUGAAAUAACAUAUGGACUUCCUAUAAUGAUUACUCUUAUGGUAGCAAAAUGGACUGGGGAUUUCUUUAACAGAGGAAUCUAUGAUAUCCACAUAAAACUGAGGGGUGUUCCUAUUCUUGAAUGGGAGACUGAGGUGGAAAUGGAUAAACUAACUGCUAGUGAUAUCAUGGAGCCAAAUCUCACGUAUGUGUAUCCUCACACACGUAUCCAAUCACUAGUCAGUAUUCUCCGGACAACUGUAUAUCACGCCUUCCCUGUUGUGACUGAAAACCGAGGCAAUGAGCGUGAGUUUAUGAAAGGAAAUGCCCUCAUCAGCAACAACAUUAAAUUUAAGAAAGCUAGUAUUCUGACACGGGCUGGUGAGCAAAGACGAAGAUGUCAGUCGAUGAAGUCUUAUCCAUCAAGUGAACUACGAAAUGUAUGUGAUGAACAUGUGAAUCCAGAUCAGGCAGAAGAGGCUGAAAACAUAGUUCAGCAAAUGCUGGAGAGACGUUAUACUCCCUAUCCAAAUCUGUAUCCAGACCAAUCCCCUAGUGAAGAGUGGACAAUGGAGGAACGUUUCCGACCCUUGACAUUCCAUGGACUUAUCCUCCGUUCGCAGUUGGUCUCUCUUUUGAUCAGAGGAGUUUGCUAUGCAGAAAACCAAUCUAGUGCCACACAGCCACGCCUGUCUUAUGCUGAGAUGACAGAGGAUUACCCACGUUUCCCAGACAUUCAUGAUUUGGAUCUGACAUUGCUGAACCCAAGAAUGAUAGUGGAUGUCACGCCUUACAUGAACCCUAGCCCUUAUACAGUUUCACCAAACACUCGCGUUUCGCAGGUGUUCAAUCUAUUCCGGACCAUGGGGCUGCGACAUUUGCCUGUUGUGAAUGCUGUGGGAGAAAUUGUUGGAAUUAUUACAAGGCACAACUUGACACAUGAAUUCCUGCUUGCAAAACUGAGGCAGCACUAUAUUACCUCAUGAAGCAUAUUAAGUUUGUUUGAAUUGGCUUUCCUUAUUCUCUGUGAAACUUUGGAUAAUGGAGAUGAUGAGACAUAAAAUCCCAAAAAGCCCUCUUUUGCAGACAACUUCAGCAGUUGCUUACUGUAAGGUAUGCUCCUUGUAAUAGGCUAUCUAGACAGCUGAUGUCUUUAUUAUGAUCAUUUGCUUAAGUACUUUUAGAUUUAGAAAUGAUUAAGCUGUUUCCAAAUUUUCACCUGACCUCUGUUACCCAUCCUGACUUAUUUUUUAAUUAUACAUACAUUCAAGCCUACAUAUAGUUGGGAAUUCUGUCUCAUUGACAGUGAUGUGCUGUUUCACUUAUUUUAUGUAUUGACUAAGUGAUAUGCACUAGAUAAUUCUGGAAAUUCUAACACCUAGAAACUCUGCUUUCCUAGUCCACUAUCCAUUUUGUUUCCGUUUGGUUUGCUAUGAAAUUAGCAAUGUAGACCUUUUAGUGUUACUUACUCAGUUAUCUUACAUUCGAUACCAGGAAAUGAGAAUGUUAAGGCAAAGGUUAAAGUUCUUCAAAGUUAAGAUAUUUUUUAUGGAUAUGAUUUUUUUCAUUGUUGAUUAUGCAAAUUGAUUUAAUUCACCCUGAUUAUGAUACUUAUUUUCCUUAUGCACUUUUUGAACUAAAUUCUGUUAUUGUGGUAUUUGCACAAAUCAUUGUGUUUUACUUUUAAAAAUAGCAUCUUACUCUAUGAUUCAAGUACUUGUAUCAACUAAUCCUCAAAAGUUUUUGUCUGAAGCACUUCAUAUUCAAAUGCCUUUAUUCUAUUUUUUAUGUUGUUGUGUUUUUAUUUACUGCUGCAGUUUCUCAGUCAGUUGUUCUGACUGCCAGUAUUAUGCUCAUUUCUUUGUAUUACAUAUAAAAAGUAUGAAAACAGAUUUGAUCUGAAAACAUUUUUUCAAGUAUACACAUUUAGGUUUCUUUUGUCACUGUUUUCAUUUUUUUUGAUUGUUUAGUUCAUUUAGAGGUCCAACCUUUUAGUAGUAUAUUAUGUCAGACUGUGUUUAUCUUAAUUUAAAACAAUGUAAAUAUUAUUUGUGAGAGAAAGCACUUAUUUGUUAUUUGCAUGAUUAUUCUUGUUGGUCUUGUGAUUUUUUUUUUUUUAAAUAACCGUCCAUUAACAAACUAUUAAAAUGUAACAUUACAUAAUAUGCACAAAAAUAUGUAUUAACGUCUGAAAAAUUACCCAUUUUGUACUAGAAUGAUUUUGUCUAUUUUCUUGUGGUUUUACAUUUUUAGUGCAGGUCCAUUUAUUUCUGUAGUCACCAUUGUUUGGCUUAUUUCUUUCACACUGGCUAUAAAGUGGGUUAAUCAGUGUGUGAAGAUUUACAAAUGUACAUGUAGUGCCAUAUGUAUAGUUAAGUAGUAAUGUAUAAUGUGUUUGUUUAUUUAUUUUUUAAAGUCUGUCCCUUUUGGAUUUAGUAUCCUUCACUGUAUUUUGUAUUUUGUGAGAUUCUCCAACCCCUGUUGUCUGGCUAGCAUGCCAAGUGAGUUUUGGUGGAUGAUGCAUUUUAGUCAUACUACACAAAAAUCUCCUUAUGAUGGAAAUAUUUCUUGCCUUAAUUACUCCACAGAGAACUUUAAAUUUCUAAUUAUGUAUGUUUCUGAUUGAUGUAAAUUUUUCAAAAUAUGUACUUAAUUUUUAAUUUUGUGAUCUUCUUUAUUUUAAAUUGUAUGCAUGCUAAAUUACAAUUGCAAGAAUACUGAUUUUAUGUGAUAUUUUAUUUGCCAAAUGACACUGUGAACAUUGUACAGCACAGAAACUGCAGGUGUCAGUAAUUAUUAAAGUGAUAUUUUUGCACUAAUAAGAAAAUAGGUUAAUCUUUUUUUUUGUUUUAGUAUUCAAA